AAGACUCUUGUUUCUUAUACAGAACGAAAGGAAAGGGAAGGAAAACCAAAAAAAUGAAGCCCUUAGGAUGGUGGCUGAUGCUAGUGGGUUCGCUUCGAUUAGCCUCUGUUUGGUUCGGCUUCGUCGACAUUUGGGCUCUACGACUCGCCGUUUUCUCCAAUACCACCAUGACUGAAGUUCAUGGAAGGACGUUUGGAGUUUGGACACUUCUAACUUGUACCCUCUGCUUUCUUUGUGCAUUUAACCUUGAGAAUAGGCCACUUUAUUUGGCUACCUUCUUGUCAUUCAUCUAUGCCUUUGGUCAUUUCUUGACUGAAUACCUGAUAUAUCAUACGAUGGCAAUUGCAAAUCUGACAACUGUCGGCAUCUUUGCAGGCACAUCAAUAAUAUGGAUGCUGUUGCAGUGGAAUGCACAUCAACCUAUCCACCCAAAGCAUUCUUGAAUGUAGAAUGAUGUGCUUCUUAUUUCUCCCUUCUUUUUGGCUGAUAAAGAUGGAUUUUUUUUACCAGGCAUUUUUCAUGUUGCUUGUUUUGUUCUUUUUAUGCAUAAGUCUAUCAAUUGCUCAAGGCAAGGGUUCACGCACACUGUCGGUUUAUAAAGUUAUGCAAAUUUCUUUCCAA
Messenger RNA from Quercus robur (English oak), 621 nucleotides. Its product is annotated as ergosterol biosynthetic protein 28. The transcript has 3 exons. The record is from RefSeq and is a predicted model, not a curated record. NCBI's taxonomy places the organism in Eukaryota, Viridiplantae, Streptophyta, Magnoliopsida, Fagales, Fagaceae. Gene Ontology annotation, molecular function: protein-macromolecule adaptor activity. The coding region runs from base 54 to 443 and encodes 129 amino acids. Gene Ontology annotation, cellular component: membrane; endoplasmic reticulum.